Messenger RNA from Syngnathus acus (greater pipefish), 4640 nucleotides. RefSeq names its product importin-13-like. Gene Ontology annotation, cellular component: cytoplasm; nuclear membrane. The transcript is spliced from 23 exons. Gene Ontology annotation, molecular function: small GTPase binding. Lineage: Eukaryota; Metazoa; Chordata; Actinopteri; Syngnathiformes; Syngnathidae. The record is from RefSeq and is a predicted model, not a curated record. Bases 206 to 3094 code for a protein of 962 amino acids. Gene Ontology annotation, biological process: protein import into nucleus.
UAACCUUUGAGCAGUGAGCGGUGUUGCUGGGCGGGAUGACACUGAGAAUUCCCACAGCACUGUAACGCAGCACAGAGUUCGGAAUCGGAGGCAAAAGCAAAGCAGCGGCAUCAAGCUGGCAGCCAGCCCGCAUCGUUGCUCUCCCCCAGCGGACGCAAAGAGGUUAGGGGACAUUUGACAGCUCCGUACCCCAGAAGGGGUUACUAUGAUGGAGACGCCGGGGCGGAUAGCAAAUACACAGGACGCCUUGGACUUCACCGUGGAGAAUGUUGAAAAGGCCCUCCACCAGCUGUAUUAUGAUCCCAACAUCGACAAUAAGAAUCUGGCCCAGAAAUGGCUUAUGCAGGCCCAGGUGUCUCCUCAGGCCUGGCAGUUCUGCUGGGCUUUGCUCAGCCCAGACAAGGUGCCGGAGAUCCAGUAUUUCGGUGCCAGCGCGCUCCACACCAAGAUUUCCCGCUACUGGUCGGACAUCCCCAGCGACCAGUACGAGUCGUUGAAAAGCCAGCUGUUCACUCAGAUCGCUUGCUUCUCCUCGGGCGCCAAGAUGGUGCUGACGCGGUUAUGCGUGGCGCUGGCGUCGCUGGCGCUCAACACCAUGCCCGAGGCCUGGCCCGGCGCCGUGUCCGAGAUGGUGCGGGUGUUCCAGGAGGAGGGCGGAGGGAUCGACGGGCGGGCACGUUGCCUGGCGCUGCUGGAGCUCCUCACCGUCCUUCCCGAGGAGUUCCAGACCAGCCGCUUGCCGCAGUACAGAAAGGGACAGGUUCGGGGUGCCCUGGGCCGGGAGUGGGGGUCCGUUUGCCCUCUGCUGCAGCAGCUGCUGCGACGGACGGACAGCCCCGGGGCGGUGAAGGCCCGAGUGCUGCGCUGCCUAUCGUCUUGGGUGCUGCUGGACGUGCCGCUCAGCGAGAGCGAAGCCCUGGUGCACGACUGCUUUGUUGCCCUGCCCGACCCUGAACUUUUUGACACCGCUGUGGAGGCGCUGGUCAACGCCAUCUCACAGCCAGACUCCCAAAGGUACGUGAACACGUUGCUGAAGUUGGUCCCGCCGGUGCUGGCACUCCAGGAGCAACUCAGAGAGGCCGUCCAGAACGGCGACAUGGAGACUUGCCACGGGAUUUGCCGCAUUGCCGUCACGUUGGGAGAAAACCACUCCAGGAUUCUGCUGGAGCAAGUGGAUCACUGGCAGAGCUUCCUGGCUUUAGUCAACAUGAUCAUGUUUUGCACGGGCAUCCCGGGCCACUACCCGGUCAAUGAGACCACCAGCUCGCUCACACUCACCUUCUGGUACACGCUGCAGGAUGAAAUCAUGUCGUUCGAGUCCAACAAGCAGGCAGUGUACCUGCAAGUGUACAGGCCGGUGUAUUUCCAGCUCGUAGAUGUUUUGCUCCACAAAGCCCAGUUCCCAUCGGAUCAAGAGUACGCAUCCUGGUCCUCGGAUGAGAAGGAGCAAUUCCGUAUUUACAGGGUGGACAUCUCUGACACGCUCAUGUACGUCUACGAGAUGCUGGGCGCUGAGCUCCUGAGUAAUCUCUAUGACAAACUGGGACGACUCUUGACGAAUACAGAGCAGCCCACGUCGUGGCAGCACACAGAAGCUUUGCUGUACGGUUUCCAGUCCAUCGCGGAGACGAUAGACGUCAAUUACUCUGAUGUCAUUCCGGGCCUCAUAGGCCUCAUCCCAAGAAUCAGUAUCAACAACGUUCAGCUGGCCGACACGGUGAUGUUCACUAUAGGUGCUCUGGCUGAAUGGUUGGCUGACCACCCGGUGAUGCUGAGCAGCGUCCUGCCCCUGGUGCUGCAGGCUCUGGGCAACCCGGACCUUUCCGUCUCGUCCGUUUCCACGCUAAAGAAGAUCUGCCGCGAGUGUAAAAGCGACCUGCCGCCUUAUGCCACCAAUAUUGUAGCCGUAUCUCAGGAGGUUUUAAUAAAGCAGAUCCACAAGACGAGUCAAUGCAUGUGGCUGAUGCAGGCGUUGGGCUUUCUACUGUCUGCUCUACCCGUGGAGGAAAUUCUGAGGAAUCUUCAUUCCCUAAUCACGCCUUACAUCCAGCAACUAGAGAAGCUGGCGGAGGAGACGCCUAAUCCGUCCAAUAAAUUAGCGAUCAUCCACAUUUUGGGGCUGCUGUCCAACUUGUUCACCACGCUUGACAUCAGCAAACAGGAUGACGAAUCGGGAGACGGCUCAGCUGCGCCUAUCAAAACGGCCCCGCCCCCUCCUGGACCCAACCCGGUGGUGGUGGUCCUGCAGCAAGUGUUUGCCCUCAUCCAGAACGUGCUCAGCAAGUGGCUGAACGACUCCCAAGUGGUCGAGGCCGUGUGCGCCAUCUUCGAGAAGUCGGUAAAGACGCUGCUACACAACUUUGCCCCCAUGGUGGAGCAGCUGAGCCAAAUGCUUGGACAGAUGUACAGCACCAUCCCCCAAGCCUCAGCCCUCGACCUUACACGACAGCUUGUCCACAUCUUCGCCAGCCAGACGGAACAUUUCCCACCCAUCAAGGCUCUGUUUGAGCUGGUUACAUCUGUAACCUUGUCCAUCUUCCAGCAAGGACCCAGGGAUCAUCCUGAUAUUGUUGAUUCAUUUAUGCAACUCCAAGCUCAGGCCCUCAAACGGAAGCCCGAUUUGUACUUGUCUGAGAGUCUGGACGUAAAAGCUGUGUACCACUGUGGGAUUCUAUCGCUAAAGUUUCCCGAGGCUCCGACCGUCAAGUCGACAUGUCUCUUCUUUACUGAGCUGUUGCCACGCUGUUCCGACGUGCCCCCGGUGGCCAGAUUGUUGCAGGAGGACGGAAAGCUGCUGAUCCAGGCCCUUCUAGAGGGCAUCGGAGGCGGAGCCUCUCGGAACCUGAUGGACCAAUUCGCAGAGGUGUUGUUCAGUCUGAACAAGCACUGCUUCUCGCUGCUGGCCGUCUGGCUGAAGGUGGCGCUGCAGCCGCCGGGAUUCCCGUCGUCGCGAGUCACGUCGGCGCAGAAGGAUCACUUCUCCCAGCAGAUACUUCGAGAGCGAGUGAACAAGCGGCGGGUGAAGGAAAUCGUCAAGGAGUUCACGCUGCUUUGCCGAGGACUGCACGGCACCGAGUACGCCGCCGAGUACUGACGAAACAAAACCCCCGACGGGCGACAUAGGAAUUGAUGACGGGACAAGACGUUGGACCCCUUUUAAUGAACAAACACCCUUGUGGCUUUUAGGGAGGCUUUUUUUUUCCCCCGUCCUCCAGCUUCCCAGCAUGCUGCCUCGUGUCCCCCUCCAAGUUCCUUUCACUGCAAAAUGGGCCGGUGUGUCAUUCGGCCUUCUCUUGAUCUUCCUGUGGUUUCCUGGUGAUUAUCCAUGUGAAAUGAAAAUGGUAUCGUAACGUAGCUACUAGACGUACUCAUUCAGGAUGACUUAUAUAUAAAUAUACAUAUAUGAUAUCUUUAUAUAUUGAAAGAAGAAGUCGUGCUGCUACUGGGGAGGACGUGAUGUAAAUGUCAUAUGUUUGGGGGGGGGGGUAAUCUGGACCACCCCGUGAUACCUGCUCUUGCCAAAUGAUUAAUUCGUGUGAGUGUGGUACGCGUUUGAAACUAAAGGACGAAAAGGGAACUCUGGGAAAAGCGAGGCGGGGACAGGGAUGGGGAAGCUGCGAGAGCCUGAUGAAUAGUCAUUCCUUAUUUCUUCAUUUAAAAAGGCUCGCAGAAGACAACAACCCGGUGUCCCUAAAGUCUGGACACAGGCAAAAAAAAAGCUCAUUUUCAUAAAAUUAAAGUUUUUAGCAUGGUGUAUAAGUGGUUGUCCUAUCCGCUUCACAGUUCAGAAAUUCAGGGCUAGAAUCUGGGCUCAAGUUUUCCUGUGUGAAGUUUGCAUGUCCUCUGACUUCCUCCCACAUUCUAAAACGUGCGUCAGAUUCAUUGAAGACUAUUUUGGAACUAGCUUCUCUUGCCAAAUUAAUUGUCCAUAACUAUGAAUGUGAAAAAUUGACUGCGUGGACAUUUUUUGCCUUUUUAUCCAAUUUAAAUAUUAUCAAGUGGCAUUUGUAAAAUUUGUUACGCAAUGCAAUCACUGGCCCAUAUGCUCAGACUUUAGGGCCACCAAAAAUGGUUUCCCCACCCCUGCAUCGUUGAUAAAAGGAAUCAAAGUUGUGCAUAUUAUUAGUUAUUUCUGCGGCAUAUUUUUGACUGUGCAAAUUCAUAGCUGCAUCUUUAAACACUUGUCCAGCACACUUAUAUUGGACCUACAAGUACACGACCGUAACCUCCUCAUUGUUCACUCCAUCAUAAAGACACUUCAAGCCUCACUUUUCACCAGACGGUCAUUGAUCAGGCUCCUUGAAAUCGGGAUCGGAGGUCAUGAAUAUCGAUGAAGAGGACCAUCAUCAGCAUUCAAAUGUAUCUACUCCCAUCCACACUCUAAUCCUGCUGUCUUACCCGAGGUGCCUGCAGACAUGUAGCAUGUGUUUGUGUUCAGUGGGGGAGAGCGACAAGGCUUUCGGGACUAUUGACCUCUUCAGCGUUUGGAAAGUCUAUGGAGUUUGUAUAUGAACAGUGACAGACUGGAUUCUCAUAUGUCUGAGGGGAAUGAUGGUGUCGGUGGUGAAUCAGAGGGAGGGUUUGAAAUGUACAUUUUUUUGUACCUUGGCUUUAAUUUAUUAAAUAUAUCUAAGACUGCA